Messenger RNA from Angiostrongylus costaricensis, 807 nucleotides. NCBI's taxonomy places the organism in Eukaryota, Metazoa, Nematoda, Chromadorea, Rhabditida, Metastrongylidae. The record is from the annotation of a GenBank genome assembly.
AUAAAAUCCGCAGUCCUGAUCGCUCUGUUCGCUCUGCUGGGCUGCUGCUUUGCAAUGCGCCAGCAGUCCGUGGCGGUUACUGGAAGGUUGAGAUGUGGCACCAGUCUGGAAUCCGGAGUCAGCUUGAAGCUCUGGGACGAGGACGAUGGCGAUUUAGAAAUCGACCCUGACGAUCUUCUCAGUCAAGGAUUUACUGAUGCUCAAGGUUUCUUCCACUUGAAGGGUUCGGAGCGUGAACUUUCCUCAAUUGAUCCUGUUCUCAAAGUGUAUCACAAUUGUGGUGAUAAGAUAGGCCAACGCAAAGUGAAGUUCCGUAUUCCGAAGUCUUACAUCUCCGAGGGUGGACAUCCCAAGCGUACUUUCGACAUCGGGGUCAUAAAUCUGGAGACCAUUUUUGCUCAAGAAGAACGCGAUUUCAUGAGGUGCCUCAUAGCUCUUGCAAUUACUGGCUGUAGUCUUUCAAUACGGCAACAGACAGUGGCCGUUUCCGGACGACUAAUCUGCGGCGAGAAUUCUGCGGUCGGAGUGAGUGUGAAGCUUUUCGAUGAAGAUGACGGACUAGACGUGGAUGACGUUUUGGAUGAGUGUUACACAGAUGCAAGUGGAAGAUUCUUCUUGACGGGAUCAGAACGAGAGCUGACAAACAUCGACCCUGUCGUGAAGGUAUAUCACGACUGCGAUGAUGGCAUAGUGUUCUACAUUCCUGAUGCGUAUAUCAGUUCGGGAAGAGUGGUGAAAAAGGUUUUCAAUCUGGGAGUGAUCAACCUACAGACGAUUUUCCCCAGUGAAGGUCGCAACUUCCUGUGA